This is a messenger RNA of Diplodia corticola, 1212 nucleotides long. Its product is annotated as pal1 cell morphology. The transcript is spliced from 3 exons. Lineage: Eukaryota; Fungi; Ascomycota; Dothideomycetes; Botryosphaeriales; Botryosphaeriaceae. Gene Ontology annotation, cellular component: cytoplasm. The coding region runs from base 1 to 1212 and encodes 403 amino acids. The record is from RefSeq and is a predicted model, not a curated record.
AUGGAACCCAACAAGGCGGACGCCAAAGCCGCUCACCAGUACCUUAUCGACCCUCUCAUCGCGCCCGAUCCCAGCGACGAGACCGGCCCCGGAUCCCAUUUCCGCUCAACCUUUGCACCCCAGCCCUCUAACGUGAGCAUGCCGCCGCCGCCCUACUCGCCUCCCAGGGAAGCCCGGGUGCAGAGCCGCCAAUCCACUGGCUCCUCUACCAACCCUUUCCGGAAGUCGUCCGUCGGCUCCAAGGACGGAAGCCGCGUCUCCAGUAAGCGCAUCAGCAGCUCCGGCUACCCGACGCCUCCGUCGUCUGCCAGCCCGGGACGCUCAAGUUUCCCCCACCGUGAGGAUGCGUUUGCGUCGUACAACACGUCACCUCGGUCCCGCCGCAGCGGCAGCCACGGAAGCCACCCGAGCUCUUCGCCUGGAAAGGCCGAGAUGAAAGGUAGGCCCCGUCGCAGCAGCUCGCUGCGGGAACGUUACCCUGGUGACAAGUCCGUCAAUCCUCUAGACCAAUUGAAGCGUGAGGAAAAGCUCGCCCGCCGUUCGCCCCACCUCAACAAGCGUCACAUCCCUGGCCCCGACACGAUUGAUCGUUUGGACACCAUUAACGGCAAAUACCACCACGAGGGCCCGUACGACGCUGCACUGUUGGCACGCAACACCUCCUGGGAAACGAGCCCGCUUGCCGCCUUGCAGGAUUCCAACGCCGAGGCAAUCAAGGCCACACCCCAAGAGAACUUGAAGGAUGCCGUGGAGAGACACCAUCCCCUCGAUGGCGUUGCUGUUGUCCCGUCUGGCAUGACCGAUCGUUUCGGUCGGAGGUACGACUACGAAGAGGGAGACGACAUGAUGCUACACAACGGCGGUAACUACAAGCGCUGGCCCGGUAUUGAAUAUCACCCUAACGACAUUAAGGGCAAGGGCGAGCCUAGCUACUCCAUUGAAGAGGCCAUGAAGAAGCACAGUAUCAGCGGGAGAGGCGACGGAAUUGAAAUGCAAUCUCGUCCUCGCAACAGGUCCGAUGUCGGUCCUCAGUACAAUGGACCUUACCCCGACCCCGAUGGCGACGGCUACGUGGGCGAGCGCCGCUUCAACGACUGGUUGACCCCCGACAGCGGCGUGUCUCGUAGCCGAUCCACUGGCCACAAGAUGACCGAUGGCUUGAAGAAGAGGCUCGGAAGCAUCCGUAGGAAGCACAAGGAGAGGUCCGCUUAA